Leptinotarsa decemlineata (Colorado potato beetle) is the source of this 467-nucleotide messenger RNA. It is a transcript of the gene amon, whose product is annotated as prohormone processing protease amontillado. NCBI's taxonomy places the organism in Eukaryota, Metazoa, Arthropoda, Insecta, Coleoptera, Chrysomelidae. Gene Ontology annotation, biological process: peptide hormone processing. The record is from RefSeq and is a predicted model, not a curated record. Gene Ontology annotation, cellular component: neuron projection; membrane. Gene Ontology annotation, molecular function: serine-type endopeptidase activity.
GUUUUGGGAUCCAGUACAGAAUACCACUUCGUGAAUCAUGCGUUACCAGUAGCUAGAACGAAAAGGAGUAUACAGCACGUGAGAAAAUUGAAAGUUGAUCCUCUGAUACACUCAGCCAUUCAGCAGCCCGGUUUCGUAAGGGUGAAGCGAGGCUACAAACCACUGAAAGUUGAGAACCUGGUCAAGGUCAUGCACCCACACAACGAUCCCACAGACCCUUACUUCACAUUCCAGUGGUACCUGAAAAACACGGGCCAAAACGGGGGGAAGGCCAAACUGGACCUGAACGUAGAAGCAGCUUGGGCCCAAGGGGUUACCGGAAAAAAUAUAACAACAGCCAUAAUGGACGAUGGUGUUGAUUACAUGCAUCCGGACUUGAAAUACAAUUAUAAUUCCAAGGCAAGCUACGACUUCAGCAGUAAUGACCCAUUUCCAUUUCCACGUUAUACGGACGACUGGUUCAACAG